Fundulus heteroclitus (mummichog) is the source of this 3052-nucleotide messenger RNA. Its product is annotated as gamma-aminobutyric acid type A receptor subunit gamma3. The transcript is spliced from 9 exons. Gene Ontology annotation, molecular function: GABA-A receptor activity; GABA-gated chloride ion channel activity; benzodiazepine receptor activity. The record is from RefSeq and is a predicted model, not a curated record. Gene Ontology annotation, cellular component: neuron projection; GABA-A receptor complex; dendrite membrane. NCBI's taxonomy places the organism in Eukaryota, Metazoa, Chordata, Actinopteri, Cyprinodontiformes, Fundulidae. Gene Ontology annotation, biological process: chloride transport; gamma-aminobutyric acid signaling pathway; monoatomic ion transmembrane transport. The coding region runs from base 293 to 1636 and encodes 447 amino acids.
AGAAAACGCAGCCAUCGCGCGUCGCGCACCUGCGUAAAAGAGCGCAGCGCCGUCCGCUGUGGAUGGAGGAACACUGCAGUCCUCGCCGGUGACAAACUGCUAAGUUGUGUCUGAGGAACCGGCCACCAAGGAAGGAUAUGAAUGGUUUUGUUUCACACCGAAAGACCUGCCGGCUGGAUUCUAAAAGAUGAAGCACUCCUGCUCCUCCUCUCCCUCCUCAGUGCUGCCGUGACCGUGGCGUGCAGACAGACCCAUCCUCUGGCACGUCUCUACUUGUUCUCCUCCGAGAAACAUGACGCGCAAUUUCCUGCCUUAUGUCGGACUUCUGUCGGUCCUUUUCACCUGCUCUUUAACAAUGCAGUAUGAGGAGGACUACGAGGAUGUCACUGUGAACCAAAUGCUGGCUCCGAAGCCCCAGGAAACAGACACCACGGAGAUACUCAACAAUUUACUCAAAGAGUAUGAUAAGAAGCUGAGACCGGAUAUUGGAGUGAAACCAACUGUGAUAGAUGUGGACAUAUUCGUGAACAGCAUUGGACCAGUGUCUUCAAUCAACAUGGAAUACCAAAUUGACAUCAUCUUCGCCCAGACAUGGACAGACAGCCGCCUCAGAUAUAACAGCACAAUGAAAAUACUGACUUUGAACAGUAACAUGGUUGGACUUAUUUGGCUGCCGGACACGAUCUUCAGAAAUUCCAAGACUGCCGAUUCUCAUUGGAUUACAAUGCCUAACCAGCUGCUCAGGAUAUGGAACGAUGGGAAAAUACUUUACACCUUAAGGUUGACCAUAAAUGCUGAGUGCCAGCUGCAGCUACACAACUUUCCAAUGGAUGAGCACUCAUGCCCGCUGAUCUUCUCCAGCUACGGAUACUCACAAGAUGAGAUGAUUUACAAAUGGAGGAAGAACUCUGUGGAAGCGGCUGACCAGAAAUCCUGGCGCCUGUACCAGUUUGAUUUCAUGGGCCUGAGAAACACCACAGGCAUAAUAAAGACGACAGCAGGUGACUAUGUGGUGAUGACUGUAUAUUUUGACUUGAGCAGAAGAAUGGGCUACUUUACCAUCCAGACUUACAUCCCCUGCAUACUCACCGUGGUUCUCUCCUGGGUGUCCUUCUGGAUCAAAAAGGAUGCCACUCCAGCCAGAACAGCUUUAGGAAUAACCACAGUCCUUACCAUGACCACGCUCAGUAGUGUGGCCAGGACAUCCUUACCCAGAGUGUCUUAUGUCACCGCCAUGGACCUUUUCGUCACCGUUUGCUUCCUGUUUGUCUUUGCUGCCUUGAUGGAAUAUGCAACGUUAAAUUACUACUCGUACACUAUUCAAAGACCCAGCUGCAUGGAACCUAAAAGGCUGAACUUCUCCAUCCUGGACGUGAGACCUCCUCCACACACCGUCAUUGCUUUAAACAACUCAUUGUAUUGGCAGGAGUUUGAAGACGCUUGUGUCUAUGAAUGUCUGGAUGGAAAAGACUGCCAGAGUUUCUUUUGCUGCUUUGAAGAAUGUAAAGGAGGUGCAUGGAGAAAAGGAAGAGUGCACAUAGAUCUACUUGAACUGGAUACGUACUCACGUGUGUUUUUCCCCACAUCCUUCUUGCUCUUCAACAUUGUGUACUGGGUAGGCUAUCUCUACCUUUAGUACAAUAUGUAGAGCAGUUUUUGGAAUCAAAGGUCAGAAAGCAGGGUUACAUAACGAAUUUUAGUCAUGAUGUAAGGUACUGUAACAGCAAAUAAGCUCUUCCCUGUGGUUGCUGAACGAUUUACCUGGAAACGAAAACAUCAAGAGGACAGCGUGCAUCUGCAGGCAGAGAUUUCUGCUGUGGCGACUUUAGGCACAAGAGUACAACUCUGCUGAGUUUUCCUUUGUAUGCUGUACUCAGCUGUGCAAACUCCGAGAGGACUAAGGACAAACAAGCAGCGUGCUGUGCACUGGGAUAGCUAAAGCUGUAGGACAACUGUUAUCCAGCCAUCAGUCAAAUCUAACUGAUGAAAAUCCAAGGACGCUCAAACCAUUCCUAGUGCCUUCCUUUGGAGGGGUAGAUACUAUCCGUAACAAUAAUCAGGGAAUAUUAUUUAUAGAAUAGAACAGAAGAGCCUGGCUUUGACUGGUUAUCAUUACAAGCUUAGAGUUACGUUUAUAUGGCAGCCACGUCUUACUCUAAACUUAUUAUUUAAAUACCUUCAUCAUGACGUUCAGCUAUUCGAUGUGACUAGGUAUGGGGCAUUUCUGCUAUCAGGGUACCCCAACAUUUUAAAUAGUAGCUGUUCUAAAACCACUUAUUUGGUUUAAAAUCCUUUUAAUGAGAUGCCAGAGAAAGUGCUAGAGUAAGUGGAGUUUUCUCCAGCUGUAUGGAGCAUAGAAUAAUGCAACACUCCCCCUCCCCCACCUGUUACUGCACACUGCAGUUCAGCUGGCUGAAAGAAGCCUUCUACAUUUUUCCCUUGCCUACAACAAAGACAAACUCGACUGUUUAGAAAUAUUUAUGGUCUUGAAAAAUGCUAUGUGUGAAAACUUAAUCGAUUUAAGUUAAAAGCAGAUAGUCCAUAUACCAGCAAAUAUCAACUUGUUAUACUUGUGUUAAUCUAUAAAGAGCAGGACGAGAGUAGGUGCAGUGCUCUGUACAAGAAGCACUUGGAAAUAACAGAAACAUUUAGUGGGUGUUUAUUCUAUAUAACUGUAAUAGACAACACUAGCAAAUGUUUGAAUAAUUGUUGCUUUUUUAUUUAUGUCAGUUGUAUCCUGUCCACAUUUUUCUUUACAUUCUUUGUGUUUAUACAAUGUUGUUUUUUUUUAACAGUUUUACUCAAGGUUGCAAUCCGUGCCUAUAACUAGAUGUGACCAUUUCCUUCAUCUUUCAUUCUUGUUACUGAUUUGGUGUAACACAAAAACCUGUUUUGGGGACAGGAACUCUUGAAAUAAACUUUAAAUGCAUAAUUUAUAUUUUUGUUUGUUACUGUUGAUUUUUGUUUCUAUGGUGAGGCUAAAAAAAGUUAGUUUCUUAUUUGCUGUAAAUAACGCUUUAAAUGAUUCAACUUGCACCAAUGGAAAGCAAAA